Molecule: messenger RNA, 1879 nt
Organism: Yamadazyma tenuis ATCC 10573
Lineage: Eukaryota; Fungi; Ascomycota; Pichiomycetes; Serinales; Debaryomycetaceae
Source: RefSeq, a predicted model, not a curated record
AUGGAAACAGUACGAAUCACCAAGCGAGUGCCCAAAUCGUGCGAAGACUGCUAUCGACGUCGCGUCAAGUGCAACAAGCAGAUUCCCUGUGAUGUGUGCCUCCGACGGGGAACACAAGACACCUGUCGACGAGAGAAAGUGAUGGUCAAUGGCCGGGUGUUCAAUGAGACCUCCACCGAAUACACCAAAGCACUCGAGCUCAAGAACCGUUUGCUCCAAAAGGAAAACAAUUACUUAAAGGCAAAGAUGGAAGAGUUGCAAAACACCAGCUCCAAUUCCACGACCAAUGUUGCCGACUCUGAAACCCAGAAGGUAAGUGAGUACGUACACUUUGGUAAGACCGCCAGUCUCUUGAACCUCGUAUCGCAAGCGUCGUCCAAGAUCGACUAUACUUACGACGACUACGACCGGCUCCUGGUGGUCUUGACGUACGAGGUGUCGUUGGAGUUGAUCCGGUUCAACUUUGAUCUGCUCUACUUUUUCCAUGCGGUGGUGAUCCCGGAGAUCUUCCUCAAGGAACACGAGCAAUUCUUCACCACCGACGGACAGCACAUCAACAACCAGAUCCUGAAGACCCGCGAUGAGUAUUUGUGGCUUUCGGUGUAUUAUGCGUUAAUCAGUAACUCGUUUUUCCUUCUUGACUCCCACCACAUGAAACAGCUUCACAUCGAUGAAACCCAUGCCAACCGGCUUGGAACCAUCGCCUGGUAUGCCAGCAUCGAGAGUUUGAACCGUGGGCAGUAUCUCCAGUUCCCCGAUGUGCGUAGCUUGCAAACGUUUGGAAUUCUAGCCACCUGCCUUCGGUUUUUUGGACUCCACACCCAGAACACCCUCCUUAAGAUAAUGAUCUAUAUUGCCCGCAGCUUGAACCUCGAUAAACUCGUCAAGCCCAAUAAGGACUUGAACUUGUUGAACUUUGAGCUCAGUUGCCGGAUCUGGUGGCUCUUGGUGGUGGUGGACUGGUUUGAAGAUACCUGGAACAAUCGCAGCAGCGAGAUUAACGACUUCACGACCCCCCGGCCCCGUAACAUCUCGGACUUCAACUUAAUCAAUUCCAUCGAGAGCGAGUCGACUGAGUUCCUCCCCAUCACCUUCAACUUGUUCAUCUACGACUUGUCGGACUUCAAAAAACAUUACUACUAUACCACCACCACCGAAACCACCGCCGACACCACCCGUCUACAGCACUUGGAGUAUGCGGCGGCCAAGAUCGAGUCACUUCGCACCAAGAUGGACGUGUACUCUAUUCCUGCCAAUGCCGAUAACUGUGUGAAAUUCGCUCAGUUCAUCCUCAGCUGCAAAUUCAGCCAUGAAUUGUUGGUGGUGGGACGACAUACCAUCAACUGGAAGCAGGCUCACGAUCUUCUGUUUGGUCCUGAAAUCAAGAUGUGCACCGAUAGCAGCGUCAACAUGAUCGGGUUGGUCAAUAAUCACAAUUAUCCCGAUUUCUACAAACGGUACUGGCUUGUUCCCGAGCACAGUAUCAAUGGGGCAGUUUUCCUCUUGCUCAACAUCAUCUUGGAUGAAAAAAGCAUCAACGUACACAAAAUCAAGGUGAUCGAGGUCUUCAUUGUCAACCUCCAAAAAUACAUCAACGUGCCCAACAACCCGAUAUCCAACGGGAUGCGUAUUCUCAAGAGACUCGUGGAGAUCAUCCAGCAGAAGUUUAAUAAUGAGUCCUACCGGUUAGAGAUCAGAGAGGUGAGCAAUCUUCUUACGCAGUUGGAAGAUUUCCAGAAGGUCUACAAUUACGGAGCCAAUGGUUCACCGGCAUUUCUUCAUGACAAGUACUGGGAUGAGUUCCUCCAAUGGAUGUCGCACGAGACCUAUGCAUAGAAGCUUCCAAUAUAGAGAUUAUGCAUGGACAGGAGUUAAUACC